AUGGCACCUUCAGUUCAACAACUCCCAGAGGAGACACCUGUCUUUUCGACUGAGAGAGUAGUUCCCAUUGUGGUGAAAGCCCCAGAAGAAUCACCGAAAGUGAAGAGACAAAUUGACCUUGAAGGUGGAAAGACUGAUGCCAAAUACCCUCAAUAUCUACCGACCUGGAACCACGGACAGAAGUACCCUCCUCUGGAGCCAUUCAACUACAUCGAGCAUGGCAAAAAUGCAGACCCCACUUUCAAAGAUCUCCUCCCUGAAGGCAGCAAGAUCGAGAAGCUCACGCCAAGCAUCGGUUCCGAGGUGACCGGCGUCCAACUGAGCAAGCUCUCCCCGGCAGGAAGAGACCAACUAGCUUUACUCAUUGCCCAACGCAAAGUUGUGGCAUUCCGUGAUCAAGACUUUGCCGACAUCCCCGCCAAAGAUGCCCUUGAAUUCGGUUCUCAUUUCGGCCGCCAUCAUAUCCAUCCCACGAGUGGAAGUCCAGAAGGCUACCCCGAGCUCCACAUCGUACAUCGCUAUGGACCGACUGGUAGUGAAAUCGACUCGUUUUUCGACAACCGUACCAGUGCUGUAAGCUGGCAUUCUGAUGUGUCGUACGAAGCCCAGCCACCAGGAGUGACGUUUCUGUAUAUUUUCGAUACGCCGGAGGUCGGCGGCGAUACACUUUUUGCUAACCAGGUUGAGGCUUAUAAUCGCCUGUCAGAACCACUCAAGGAGAGAUUACACGGACUGAAGGCGGUACAUUCGGGCUUUGAGCAGGCGCAGUUUAGCAGGGACCGGGGCGGAGUCGUGAGGAGGGAGCCUGUGAAGAAUGAGCAUCCGAUUGUGAGGACUCAUCCUGCGACUGGAGAGAAGGCGCUUUACGUCAACGCUGGAUUCACUCGAAGCAUUGUGGGAUUGAAGAAGGAGGAGUCUGAAGCGCUCCUUGCGUUCCUGUUCAACCACAUUGGCCGUGGUGUUGAUUACCAGGCUCGUGUCAGAUGGGCACCAAAGACAGUUGUUGCUUGGGAUAACCGUGUGACAGUUCAUUCUGCAACGACGGAUUGGAGGACCGGAGAACGUCGUCACUUGGCGAGAAUUACCCCUCAAGCAGAUGCACCAUAUGAGACCCCCUAUGUUAAGAUUGAGGAACCGGUCAAAACUUGA
Molecule: messenger RNA, 1149 nt
Organism: Hyaloscypha bicolor E
Lineage: Eukaryota; Fungi; Ascomycota; Leotiomycetes; Helotiales; Hyaloscyphaceae
Product: alpha-ketoglutarate-dependent taurine dioxygenase
Exons: 4
Coding region: 1-1149 (382 amino acids)
Cellular component (GO): cytoplasm
Molecular function (GO): 2-oxoglutarate-dependent dioxygenase activity
Source: RefSeq, a predicted model, not a curated record